AUGGCAAGUGCUGUAGCCAAGGUCGCGCGCCUGAAGCCAGAGAUUCGCCUUGGCCAGGCCAUUUCGGAGUUCCAAGCUGACCUCUCCCCAUCACAAAAAGCUAUUUUGCGCACCCAGCAGGUUGCUGGAACACCACCGACGAUUCGCGAUGUCAUGCAACUCACUGCGGAGAUUAAUCGGGCUACGGGCACUGGCGGCCAAUGCUAUGGACCACGGCUUACGAACGUCCUUCAGGCUGUGCAGGAGUUCGCUGCUCUCGGCGAUAUCGUCCUGGGUGGCACGCAGAAUCUUCUUGCUUGCGGAGUAUGGGGUCUUGUGCGCAUGACGUUUCUUUCCAUCGUGAAAUAUUCGACAUACCUAGAGCGGUUAUCGAUGAUGCUUAUGGGUGCUGGCCGGUCCGCGCCACGCUAUCAAAUCAUGGGCGCUUUAUAUCCCAAGUCCGAGCGACUGAGAUCCUGCAUGCUGGAGUACUUCAUUGUUAUUGUGAAUCUUUGUCGCCAUGCUUUGCGGUUGAGCCAGAGUUCGGCCCUUGGUCAGUGGGUGUCAACUCUCACGGAUUCGAGACUGGAUAAUUUCCACGCAGACUUGGAUCUUUGGACCACGAUGAUAAAGGAGGAGGUCAGCCUGUUGAUGGCGCAACAGGCGUCCGACGAAAUCGCUGAGACCGCCUGGUUCAGAACUCGAGUUUCUCGGCAUUUCGAGUCACAGUCGCACGCAAAGAGGCUUAGGUUGAGACAGCGUAUACUGGACGCAUGUUCAUCCCAUGAUGUUGUCAGCAGUUGGAAGCGAAUCCGAAAAUUGGGACACACAACAAUCCAGAAGAGUUCCACAACAUACGCAACGUGGAUGGAGCAAGGGGUAUCAAACACACUGGUCUGUAUAGGGACGCUGGGGUCGGGAAAAACCGUUCUCCUUGCCAACAUUGUCGACGACCUCAAUCUUCAGGCAUCGCAGAAAUCGACGAUAUCGUAUUUCUUUUGCCAGCAUGAUAUGAAAACCAGCCUGACAGCACGGACGGUCAUUGGCUCCCUCGCGCGGCAGCUUUUGCAUACACAGCCGGACCUGGAUUGCGCGAGUGACGUCUUGCAAGAAGGGACCGCCAAUCUAGACAUUGAUCAGAUUCUGGCGCUGAUUCUUAGGAUUCUCCCUUCGACUUGCAAAGCGUAUUUUGUUAUCGAUGGCUUAAUGCAAUGUCAUGCCGACGAGCGGAAGGUUGUUAUUGAUGCACUACGAUUGCUACAGGGCAAGAUCUCCAUGUCAUUGUGCGUGUCAUUGAGGUCCGAACCGUCUGAAUCAAUGGACGAGCUGAGGGGUUUGUUCGCAUUGUCAACAUUCACCAUGCCAAGUGAUAACCCUGACAUUGACGAAUAUAUUGAUGGGACACUUGAAAGAUCCGUGGAGGCAGGGACUCUGGUGGUUCAAGACCCUUUCUUAAUUCUGGAGAUCAAGGACUAUCUCUCGCACAGAGCCCAGGGAAUGUUUCUCUGGGUCACACUCCAAAUUAAAGCACUGUGCUUUGAACGAACAGACGCAGAUAUACGCAGGGCUUUUGCAGACAUCCCCGACGACCUUUCUGGCAUAUACCGACAUAUCCUCACCAAGUCCCGCGUCGCGGGCGCCGAAUAUCAACUAAGGAUCCUCGAGCUUGCCUUGGCUGCAUGCCGCCCUCUUACCCUAGAGGAGAUGAGAGAAGCCCUGGGUGUAACACCGGGAUGUCUAACCUGGGAGCCCCAGAGGCUUUUGAAUAACAUCAAUGCGACGUUGGCGUGCUGUGGCGGCUUGCUCAGGAUUGACGAGGAGGACUUUAGUGUUCGCAUAGUUCACCACAGCGUGAAGACCUUUCUCAGUGACUCUCAUGCAUUCGAGGGGUUUGACUUGCACGAGGCAAAUUGCCGCAUGGCGAAGAUUAUCCUCACAUAUCUGAAUUAUGCGACUUUCUCAAAGCAACUGUCUACCCUCAAGGCACCGCGGGUGAAAGCAGGCUCAGUGACGUCCGCGGUAAUUAGCUCAACCGCUGAGUCUGUGGGACAAUCCGCCAAGCUGGCGUUGAAACUUUUGAGGCUGAAGAAGGGGAAGGACCGAGAUAUUGGCCACACCCUACUACGAACACUGGGUCAGGGACAACAGAAAAAGGCGACACCGUUGGCUUUCUACGAUUAUGCGUCUAGCUGUUGGCAGGAGUAUAUGCCGUAUAUGUUCCUUGAGGCAGAGGCAACUGCACAAGACAACAACGCUUUUGAUGAUCAAGCAGAUCCCCAUUCAGGCGGGCCAGACGCUCGACCGUAUCCCUCAGUAUCCCAGCUUCUGAAAGGUCUUUUCCUGGCCGUCAACGUUAAUACAGCCGACUCACAAGGCCGCACGCCUCUGUCAUAUGCAGCUGAAUUCGGAUAUUACAUGUUCGUCAAGCUGCUUGUGUCUCAGGGAGCUGAGGAUCUAAGUGAUUGUUCAAAGAACACACCACUCAUGUGGGCUAUUAAAGCCGGAAGUUCACAAAUCAUGGAAGCCCUCCUGAAGACAAAGCAUGUUCACCUCAAUGCAAUAAAUAGCGACGGCCACACCCCUCUGUCACUGGCUAUGAGAUCCACAGAGACUACAAUGGGAAAGAGGCUACUGCAACACCCAGAAAUUGACGCAAAUCUUCAAAAUGAAUCUGGCUGGACACCCUUGAUGUGGACUGUUAACGCCCAGUCCAGCGAAUGGGUGACCCUCUUGUUUGGCCUAGCAAAGGUAGACCCAAAUAUUCCAGAUAAAAACGGCGACACCCCGUUACACGCCGCCGCCAGGCUUGGAGAUGUGGAAAUAGCAUGCCUCUUGGUCCUUGCAAAAGCGGACCUAAACCCGCGUAAUCGACUGGACUGCACACCGUUUUGGCUUGCUGCUUACCAUGGACGCAUGGGCAUGGUAACGUAUAUGCUUGGAUUAAACGACGCCGAAGACGGCACAGUUCAGGAAAGGGUUUUGGUUAAUGCAAAAGACAAGGAUGGAAUCACACCGUUCAUGAUAGCGGCACUGCAAGGCCAUGACAGGGUGGUCAAUCUGCUAGUAAGCCCAGGUGUCUUACCAUUGUGUCUUACCACACUCGACUCGGUCAAUGAAGCUCUUUGGGCUGCUGCGGCAAUUGGCCAAGCAGCCGUUGUGACUCUGGCGCGUAUUGAAGGGGUCAACAUUAACUACGAAACCCCUAGAUGCUCGACGCCGCUCUGGAUUGCCGCCCAUAAUGGGCAUGCGGAAGUUGUCAAGUUCCUUGUCCAUCAGUCAGGCGUGGAUCUGAACGCAGUGAACAGUUCGGGGGUCACGCCACUCUGGACAGCGGCUGAGGCAGGGCACACAGAUGUGGUGGAAAUACUAGCAAGCCUGGAUGGAGUGAAUUUGCAUGCAACAGACCCUGGGGGGACGAGUGUUCUGUUGAUAGCAUCUCGAAAUGGCCACACUGACGUUGUGCUUAAGCUAGUGAAUAUCACGCCCGCCGCGGUGGCUGUUGAGCUCUUCACUCUGGCUCAAAAAGAGUGUGUGGGCGAUCUUGUUAAUAUGCUCCGCUACUUACGUUUCAACAAGACGCUGCAGCCACACCUCAAAGACGUAUUCUGGCCUCUGCUGCAGGGCCAUGGCAACUGGGACCUCACACGCCGUGUUCAGCAACUCCUUCUCCCUACUAUAGACUGCGAGAUAGAUUUCCACAUGUCAGGGUCUACCAGCAAAGCAUAUCCGCAAGCACAGCCAACCGAAAAAAGUGAGCAGUCAUCUCGCAAUGCAGGCGAGCAGGCUCCCAAGACGUCUACUUCAAUUCGAUUUGAGCUGGGAGAAACAUAUAUGGCCGCUGUCCCGGAACUGACGACUUCAAGCUAA
Aspergillus mulundensis is the source of this 3846-nucleotide messenger RNA. RefSeq names its product ankyrin repeat domain-containing protein. The transcript has 2 exons. Lineage: Eukaryota; Fungi; Ascomycota; Eurotiomycetes; Eurotiales; Aspergillaceae. The coding region runs from base 1 to 3846 and encodes 1281 amino acids. The record is from RefSeq and is a predicted model, not a curated record. Gene Ontology annotation, molecular function: protein binding.